CGGCGUAUUUGUGUAUAAUGGAAGGUAAAAUGAUGUUGGCUAUUUUUCUGGCAUCUGUUGAAUUGUAUGCGGUGGUAAGGAGCUCGUGUCCUGCUUGUACAAACAUAGACAAUUUCAGUGACCUGGUAAUACACAACACUGCCAUGGACAGCACUUUUAAAAUAUUAAAGGAUUUCGGCUUACUCCGUUGUGUACAACAAUGCCUUUUCAGAACCAGAUGUAACUCUAUAAACUUUGAUAUUUCAAGAAGCAUAUGUGAACUGAACCAGGCAACUAACAAUAGUCCAUCAUUCAGAAAUGGGAGUUUAUUUUCUGAAAUGACAAAUUGGCCCAAGAGACUUGCUGGUAUAUGUGAGAACCGUUCCUGUCCAACAAACAAAACAUGUGUGAUUGAAAAACAGGGUUCACAGAAAUUCACCGAUUGUAUCACAGAUGACAGAUCUCCGCUAGACAAGGGGUACACAAAGGCGCCAGCUUUUCCAUUCUUCUACAAAACAUACACUGUAAACAAGAACUAUGCCGAUGCCAGCCAGACUUGCCAUGACGAAGGAGCACGGCUCAUGGAACCUGACACAGAGGAGAAGAACACCUUCAUCCGUGGUAUCAUAGAUGAACAGAACACGAAUCACGUAUUUUUCGGACUGACAGAUUUUCAAGACAUUGGAGACUAUCGGUGGGUCUCUAACAAUGCUACGCUUACAUUUAACGACUGGCAACGUAAGGAACCGCAGCUUGGUAGAGGCGAAUUCUGCGCCGCUUUCUAUAAAGGCUUGGCCUGGCAAUGGGUUAACAUUUAUUGUUACAGGGAACUGCAAUUCAUGUGCGAGAUAACAGUUGCAUAAUACAUUAAUAUUGAAGAAAACAAAACUUCAUUAUGGUUGUUAUAAUUAACGCCAAGGCAGUUCCAAACUGUUCAUUAAACUCUGUGGUGUGCAGUAAUGUACAAAAGUACAUAAACGUGUUUUACUUUUAAUUUAAAUAAUUAUCUGGUGCAUAUUAUAUAUACGAUAAUUGAAAUCGUUAUCAGGUCACAUUCUGGUAACACCUAACAUGAUAGCAUGGCAAUUGCCGACCUGCUAUGUGUUAUUAGGUCCCUGGUAAUAUACACCCUGAUACUAUUAGGUACCUUUCUGGAACACUGUUUUUUUAUUAUUCCACCUUGUUUUGCGCUGACUGUCAAAGUUGUUCAGCUUUCUUUUCUCUGCACACAGACAUGCAUGUGUUUUGUAAUCAACGACUAUUUUUUUCUAUUGUUGACUCCUAAUAAACAUCUUUAUUCAAUCUCGUUUUUUUUUUUUUUUUUUUACAUAAAGCUUUCAUCGUUUUACUAAUAUGUCUGUCAAAUUUGAAUAACGUUGCAAACAUUAGGUGGCGCCUAACCUUUUAUACUGAGUGUAUAUACAUUAUAGUAGAUAAUUUUAUCAGUUUAGUGAAAUAAUAACCAUGCAAUUGGUUACUCUAAUAUUGGUGUUUCCAGGAACUAUUUUCUCGUAUGCUGACAACCUGUUUACACAUACCGAUAGCUAAGUGCAGAUAUAUCGGUACACAAUGUUUGUAAACAACAGUAUAAAUAAUGGUGUUUUUUAAAAUAAUUAUCCCAAAGGCGUUUCCAUUAAAACUAGUUUAUGGUGAAAUUAGAUGUAAAGAAAGCAAUUGUGUAAUGGUAGUCUCAUGUUCAUGUACAUCAGUGUAUUGUUUGCAUUAUUAGCUUAAUUCGCAAUGUAUUUGAAUGCACAGAAUUGUGUGAGGUAAAUAAUGUUUUUUUUAUGAAUAUUAUAUAUGUUUUGUUUUUUUUUCUAUGAAUUUUUUAUAUGCUAAUUAUAGAUUGAAAAGGUAAACAAGUAAUGCUAGUUGUAUGUUUAUGCAUUGUAAGACUGUCCUCUAUUAAUUAUGUUAAGUUGGUAAUGUUUUUGUUAUGGGCUAAACUGACGAAUUCAUAAAAGGUGGAGUUACCCAGGAUUUAGAGUAUGCAUUUACAAACUGCAAAUUGCAAACAGAAACGUGACCAAAUUUUUAUUAUUAUUAUUGUGUAAAUGUGCGCAUAAUAUAUUUUUUAAAAUGGAAUUAUAUUUAUUUGGUGAAGAUAGAUCUCUUCCAACAACAACAACAAAAAAAACCCCGCUAAACACUAGUUUAUUCUUAUGUAAGGGUAUACAAAAUGACGUCAUUUACGUUUGACGACAUUUUUAAUUAAAAAAGAAACCGCGUCACAUAUUUAGACUGUGUGUAUGUUGAACAAUUUAGAUUUGCAUUGACUAGACUUCGUGUUUCAACACAUAGGCUAUGUGUCGAAACCGGAAGGUGGGAAAAGUCAAAUGCUGUAUUACUCGAAGACCGAGUAUGUUAUAACUGUAACGUUAUUGAAGAGGAAUACCAUUUUAUACUUAUGUGUCCUGUUUAUAAUACCAUUCGUAGAAGAUAUAUUCCUGAAUUUUAUACAAGAAAUCCUAGUAUGUUUAAAUGUAUUCAAUUAUGUAACAGUGAAAGUGUUCAGUUACUGAGGAAACUAGCUCUGUUUUGCUAUAGAGCAUUUCAACACCGAAAUAAUAUAUUAUAUAAUUAAUUUAAAGCUUCUCCAACAUAACUCACGUAUAAUAUUAUUUGUGUGUGUCUAUAUCCUAAAUUAUUUAAUUGUGUUGUAUUAAUUAGCUUAUCCUCUUAUUAUUAUUACAUUGUUAGCAUUUAUAUAAUGAAAUGCAUGUAUAUAUACACCUCCUGUUUUAUAAUGUAUUUACUUAAUGUUAUUGUGUAUGCUCAAGGGCCAGUUGGCCUAAUGCAAUAAAGAAUAAUAACAUAUA
This is a messenger RNA of Gigantopelta aegis, 2798 nucleotides long. RefSeq lists its product as uncharacterized. The transcript is spliced from 4 exons. Bases 18 to 842 code for a protein of 274 amino acids. The record is from RefSeq and is a predicted model, not a curated record. Lineage: Eukaryota; Metazoa; Mollusca; Gastropoda; Neomphalida; Peltospiridae.